This is a messenger RNA of Bactrocera oleae (olive fruit fly), 1797 nucleotides long. Its product is annotated as serine protease easter. Gene Ontology annotation, biological process: proteolysis. The record is from RefSeq and is a predicted model, not a curated record. Lineage: Eukaryota; Metazoa; Arthropoda; Insecta; Diptera; Tephritidae. Gene Ontology annotation, molecular function: serine-type endopeptidase activity.
CAACUGUUGUUAUCACGUAAGCUGGGAAGCGCCAUAUAAGCAAGUAUAAAUGGAUGUACUUAUAUGUAUAUAUGUAGAAGCGUAAAUGAAGCGAAAAACGGCAGAUUAAAAGAGACUUGGUCAACUGCAUGCACGAGCGAAACAUCGCUUGUCGAGAAGAGCUUCUAAAUUAAAGAGAGAUGAUAGCUGUAGUGGCACCAGAGCAAGCGACAACUUACUAGUCUCGAGCAAAAUACUAGUCAAAUAGCAACGUAUCAGCAGUGCGCUUUGUGGGCUUCUGAAAAUAGAAUAGAAACAGUUAAAUAAAUUUACAUACAUAUGAAAAUUUAAAAUUUUUAUGUGUGUAUAAAAAAUUUGGGAUUUUUGUAAACUUAUUUAAUAUAAAAUUACGUGAGAUCUCGUGAAGGAUCGACUUUUCGUACUUACUUUAUAAAUUUGAACUUGACAGUGAAUGAUGGGAAUCCGGUUGAAUAUUUACUUAUUUUUGGUGACAACACUUUUGCUCCAUUUCGCUACAGCUGCGACAAGCAGUGGCUCCUGUCUUACGCCAAAUGCCAUGUCGGGCUCAUGCAUUAACUUGGAAGAAUGCCGCUUCCUCUACGAAUUGUUACUAGAUCCAAAUCUUUCGGGAAACGAUCGUAGAUAUUUGCGUAGUAGUCAAUGUGGUUAUAAAAAUGGCAAAGUAAUGAUAUGUUGUCCACCAAAUUAUUUGAAAUUAAGCGCUACUACCACUCCACCUCCAGCACAUGAAGCCCCAGCCGUCAUAUUUCCAGAAUCGAUUGCUUUAAAUCCACCACCAACCACCACCUCCUCCAGCGUCAAUAACAAUACCAAUAAAUCUGAUUUACUACCAAAUUUUCCGCAAUGUGGUAAUACGAUUGAGAAUCGUAUUUAUGGUGGAACUGAGACGGCGAUAGAUGAAUUUCCGUGGCUGGCCUUGUUUGAGUACACAAACCGUAAUGGUGGGAAAGGUUUUUAUUGUGGUGGAGCAUUAAUAAACGAUCGAUAUGUAUUAACAGCGGCGCAUUGUGUUUUUGAGAAAGACCUUCCAUAUGGUUGGCGACUGAGUAGCAUACGUUUAGGCGAAUGGGAUACACGCACAGAUCCUGACUGCGCAGCGGAUGAUUGUGCGCCCAAGUAUAGAAGUAACUAUAUUGAACGGUCCACAAUACAUCCUGGUUAUAGAAAACAUAAUGACCCUAACGACAUUGCUUUGGUGCGUCUCAGAGAAUCAGUUCCAUUCAGUGAUUAUAUCAAGCCAAUUUGUUUACCGAGGGCGUCAAGCCUUCGUAAUGCUACAUUCUUAAAUUACGUAAUGGAUGCGGCCGGUUGGGGUAAAACAGAGAAGACCAAUAAUAAUCCAGUUAAGUUGAAAACCACCAUUAAGAUUAAAGACUUCAAGCAAUGUGUAGACAAAUAUUCCGUUUUAAAUAAUAUACGUUUGGAGAGUACACAAUUGUGUGCGGGUGGUGAUGCGGGCAGCGAUACAUGUAGUGGCGAUUCUGGUGGUCCACUAAUGUUUCAAGAUGUCGUAAAUGGCAAACCGGUUUAUUUUGUGGCGGGUAUAGUAUCGUUUGGACCGAGUCUAUGCGGCGUUCAAGGUUGGCCGGCGAUUUACACAAGAGUUGGCGCUUUUAUCGAUUGGAUUGAGAGCACAAUAGAAGCGUAGGCUAAUUGGUGUAACAAUUUUCAAUGUGCUAUAAAUUAUUAUUGUGCUGCAAGCAAUCUGUGUAUAUUGUUAAUCAAUAGAAAAAAAAAAACAAAAAUAAAACUGUGUUAAUGAUUUAUUAUCCUAAA